Vollenhovia emeryi is the source of this 2288-nucleotide messenger RNA. RefSeq lists its product as uncharacterized. The coding region runs from base 220 to 1740 and encodes 506 amino acids. Gene Ontology annotation, molecular function: transmembrane transporter activity. The transcript is spliced from 10 exons. Lineage: Eukaryota; Metazoa; Arthropoda; Insecta; Hymenoptera; Formicidae. Gene Ontology annotation, biological process: transmembrane transport. The record is from RefSeq and is a predicted model, not a curated record. Gene Ontology annotation, cellular component: membrane.
CUCGCGUUUCAUUUGACGCUCCACCCUCCUGCACGCGGAGGGAUCGAUCCGCGGGUCCGUUCCGUUCUCUCGUUACCUGGUUCCUCCGCCCGGCCACCCUUCGUCGUCGCGCGUCACGCGGCCGAUCCAGUGCCAGCCAGGCAAGUGGAUUCCAUCCGAUCUUUCCUAGAGUUCGAGGAUCUCGGCCGCGGUCUCGCUCGUUCAAGGAUACUCGCAAGGAUGUUCGGCUCGGCAGCUGAAAAAUUGGCAUUCCUCUACAAGCCUUACGCAUUGGCUAUAGUGUCGAUUGGUUAUGUCCUGGCAGAAUUGGGCCACUUUCUAAUAGGCGUGACGAGCAAAGCGAUCGCCGAGGACCUGCAUUACGGCGACAUAUCCUGCCAGUUUAAUUCGACGACGCUGACGGUGGCCGAGCUUCCGGUGCCAUGCGAAACCGCGGAGAAUUCCACCUUCUGCCAAUCCCUGGAACUGAAUGGAUCUUAUUACUGCGAGUGGAAUUACAACGGCCUUGGUCUGGACUAUCAAAUCCUGGCGGGGCCCAGCUUCAUCGCUGUCUACACGGUCGUCGGUAUUAUCCUGGGCGUCGCGGCUGAUAGAUACAACAGAGUGAAAAUGCUGUCGGUCUGCACUCUGAUAUUCAGCAUCGCGAUCGUCCUGAGCGGAGCCGUGAUGAAAUACUGGCAGCUCGUUAUUUUGCGAAUGGUCCAUGCGGCGGGGGAGGCGGGCUGCAAUCCGAUGGCAACUGGCCUACUGUCAGAUUGGUUCCCGGAAGAGCAGCGGGGCCUCGUCAUGUCCAUUUUUAAUUGGGGCAUUUACGGUGGUUACGGCAUCGCCUUUCCGAUCGGUCGCUACGUGACUGAACUAAAUGCCUGGGAUCUGGGCUGGAGGGUCUGUUAUUAUGGAGCCGGAAUAAUCGGCUUGAUCGUCGCCGUUCUCACCGGUCUGACGCUAACCGAGCCGGAAAGAAAGACGAUCGGCGAGGAAUCGGCCAGCAACGGGCAGCAAGUAUCGGUUUGGAAAGUGCUACUGCAACCGCGCAUUAUUCUCUUAUGCCUCGCCGCCAGCAUCAGACAUUGCGGCGGCAUGUGCUUCGCCUACAAUUGCGACCUGUACUACAGAGACUACUUCCCGGACUACGAUCUCGGCUGGUGGCUUUUCGCCGUCACGAUCGUUAUCGGUAGUAUCGGCGUCGUGGUCGGAGGGAUGGUGAGCGACAAGUUCGUCGCGAAAAUGGGAAUUCGUUCGCGCGUAGCGUGCUUGGCGAUCAGCCAAUUAAUAGCGACGCCGUUCGCAUUCGGCUCGGUGUACUUCAAUCCUCUCUGGGCCAUGAUCACGCUUGCGAUCUCCUACUUUUUCGCCGAAAUGUGGUUCGGAAUAGUGUUCGCCGUCGUGGUGGAGAUCGUGCCUCUGAAUCUGCGAUCGACCACCGUCGGCGUUUUUCUGUUCGUCAUGAACAACAUCGGCGGAAACUUACCGAUUCUCGUCGAGCCCACCAGAAUGGCGAUCGGCUUCCGGGAAUCGUUGUACAUUUAUUACGCUGGCUUCUACGGCAUCAGUUCCAUAAUGUUCUUCUUCACCAUGUUCCUAAUGGAUGGUCCCGCGGAGGUGGAGAGAAAAGUGGACAAGGAAGCCCCGCCGGCGUACGACAAUAGCACAUUUACCAACGACGAUGGCCAAUUGCCAGCGCUGGAGUUGCCGGCGUUUCCGGCGCGGCCGCCGAUCUACGAACAUUCUCGGUUAUGAGCCGGAAGAGGCUCUUGCCCCGAAGAGUGCAAUGUAAAUAGUGUCUCGAGCUAUAUCGGGCUAGGCACGAAUCGCGUAGCUGAAGAUUGCCAUAACCCAUUAACGUCGAUCGGAGAUUUGUUACAAAACGGCCGCGCCACCGACGACGGAAAAAUUGAAAUUGAUACAAUUUAUAUUUUUCUAUUCACGGUGGAAAAAUACCAGGCAUAUAUUUGGGAGAUUAUUUUUUUUGCGUCUCUCGCCGAGACGUUGAUGGGUUAAAGUUCCUCAUGCCGAGACGAGACUUGCGAAAUUGUGCCAGGGCGCGAUUUACCAAGCGACAACUGCGAUAAUUAGGAGCUCUGUUUUGUUUGAGAGCGGCGCAAUUGCGAAAUAUUCACGUGCGCGCGACGGAUUACGCAAGGCUUUCGAUAAAGAAGUUUGCGAAAGCUUAAUAAACACCGACAAUCUUCAAGAUGCGCUCUGCAUUCUUAAAACGGAAAUUUGCAACGAAGGAUGCACCAGGUGUAAACUUUUGUAAAAAGAAAAUAAAAACGACGAUCCCAAUA